CACUUGGCCGUGAUCACAACCUGUCAUCGGAUUUUUGGCGAUACUUGUUUUGAAUUCGCUAUGAAUUCAAGUGUUGGAUUAUCUGACCCGAAGAUCGACGCACUGUCGAAAAUUUAUAUCUCGACACUCAGUCUGAGCUUGAUUGGCAGUCUGUCUGUUAUUGUGGUGUCCAUCAUCAGACGAAAACAUCUCAAUGAGCAGGUUAAACCUUUGCUUCAGUUGGCACUGGCGGAUUUUUUGGCCUCUGCCGUCCUCAUGAGCACCACUGCUCUCAACUUCAUGUCAGUGUCCUAUGGCAUUAAAGUGUGUGAGACACUCCUGCCUCUGUCUCUGACAUUCUACUGUAUCUCUUUCUUGCUGGUCAUCAUUUAUGCCUUCCAGUCGACACAUGCUGCACAGGGCUGGAGGGAGAGAGAAGAGGAGGGAUGUGAGGAGCAGUUGCGAAGUACCAGGAGGAAGUUUAUUGUUGUUUACAUCUUUGUGUGGGUCCUGCCCCUGAUUGGAUACGUUAUCUAUGUGGAAACAGUCUCACUGACAAUGGGGGGGCUGAUACCCACAUGCAAAGCAAAUGGAGGAGGAGAAAACCUUUGGCCAACCGCCAAGUUCUGCGACAGCUGCCUUCUCUUCCUGCACAUUCGGAGUGACUCGUGUUCAAGCGUGGAGAAGGGCCACGACAUGUUCAUCAGGAUUUUCACACUCAUCAGUGUUCUCUCUGUACUCACCACCUGCACUAUUGUGUACUGUAGGUUGGGCAGUUGGUAUGAGCGAUAUAAGCAGACGUAUGUGUUCCCUGUCGAGGGAGACGGGAUGUCUCGGAAACGUCUGAGGGGAAUCUGUUCUGUAUCCCGCUGCAUGGUCACCAUCAUCAUCCUCUGUUGGGCACCAGUUCUCCUUCUCGUCAGUCUGUCCUUCACAAAAAUCAAGCAGGAGGACCUGUUCCCUCUUUACGUCAUACAGGCAUUGUUUGUGUCUCUGCAUGGUUUCUUGAACAGCAUCGUGUAUGCAUGGCGACGGCGAAACUUCCGAGAUGCUGUCCUGGGAGAGCAGCUGCCCCUGUUGGCCAGAGCCUUCUUUGACCAAUCACUGAGCGAGCCCUCGUGAUCCGAGAGGACAGCGUAAACAGACAUUGGCCAAAACUGUCAGUUUUACAUGUGUGUGAAAUUGAGGUGAAGAGCAGAACACAGGAGGCUGAAGGCAGGGGAAUGAAAUUUCAGUGACAGAGGAUUCAGAAACUCUGCCAGAGAAAUGGCUCUCACACUGACAUUAGCCCAUAAAAAGUCUGGAACGUGUCUGUGUGUGUGUGUGUGUGUGUGUGUGUGUGUGUGUGUGUGUGUGUGGAGAUAGGGAGGUUUGUUGUUUAGGUGGCAUAACAAUAACCGGGACUACAGAUUUUUAUCAUAGUCGUCUCAGAUUAUCACCUCUCAAAUGAGCUAAUGUCUAAGAUUAUUCUUCUUUCAGUUAACAUUUCUCAGGGGUCUUGAGAAUUCAGUGUCUUUUGUUAAGUGGUAGAUGUGCAGUCAGCAUCGAGAGAAGAAACCCCACGCACCAUAAACAUACCAGCAUCAUGUAUAAUACCGUUAAAAUGCAUUUUUUUUCUCACUUCAAAAGUCUGAUUUCUGAGUGUGUGUUUCCACAGACUCUAAAUGUGGAUGUGAAGCAUUGCAUUGUUCUAUUCCUUUUUUUUACCAUUUCCUUUUUAAAAUGGUACAAUGAGACAAUGAUUUUCACAGUGCUCGCCAAUGUGUGUAGAACUAAUAAUGAGACAUGAUUUUGUGCUGACAUAUUUAUUUAACAAAAGCUUUAACCCCGUAGAUGCCAAAAUAAAAAACUCAACAAAUCCCAAUGUGUCAGAUGUGUAU
Messenger RNA from Chanos chanos (milkfish), 1859 nucleotides. RefSeq lists its product as uncharacterized. Gene Ontology annotation, biological process: adenylate cyclase-activating G protein-coupled receptor signaling pathway. Gene Ontology annotation, molecular function: G protein-coupled receptor activity. Gene Ontology annotation, cellular component: plasma membrane. Bases 61 to 1101 code for a protein of 346 amino acids. Lineage: Eukaryota; Metazoa; Chordata; Actinopteri; Gonorynchiformes; Chanidae. The record is from RefSeq and is a predicted model, not a curated record. The transcript has 12 exons.